GCAAAUCGCAAGUUAUGUCGAUCAAUUACCGAUGAGAACCGAGUUGUGUUAGAAGCCAAGAUAAUUUUGUAAUUUCGCAAUAAACAAAAUUAAAAGGCAUUUUUUAGUAACAAUUUAAAAAUGUCAAUUUGACAUUUAGAAGUAAAGUGAUGAUCACCUGAUGGAUUUAUUAACAGUACUCAUGUUGUCUUCAAAUCAAUGGCUAUAUUUGAGCAAGAAAGACCCAAGAAAGUAUUACUAGAUGAUACUGAAGGUUUAUCAUGUGUAAUUGAAAAUUGGAUAACAGUGGAUGGUCACACUGAAUACAUAAUUCGUGUUCAUAGAGGCCCUUUUUCUCGAAAAACUUGGCGGAUACACAAGCGUUACAAUGACUUUGUCGAACUUCACUCGCACUUGCAGACAUCGGGCAUUCCUCUCUCUUUACCCCCAAAGAAACUUAUCGGUAACCGGGAUCCCGAAUUCAUUUCAGAACGCCAACAAGGAUUACAAAAAUAUCUAAACAGCGUACUAAUGAAUCCAAUUUUGGUGUCUUCUCUACCAGCGAGAUCGUUUGUCGACCCUGCCAACUAUUGUCAACCAUUUAGCGAAUUAGCACUUCAACACGUAUCUCUAGCACUUCGUGGUGAGGUCGGUUGGGAGGUUGUCGGACCUUUAUCUGAAAUAGGAUGGAGAUUACGCAAACAUUUUUAUCAAGUUAGAUGUAAAACAUUACCAAAAGAUGAGCUAAUUGCUAGUUGGACUGAUUACGGUCCUGAUAAGUACUUGCAAGAUAAAGAUAUACAAGCGGUGUUUAAAUGCAUUACGCAGAUGCAGCAUCCGUUUAUAUAUCCAAUUGAGUUAUGUCUAUGCACAGAUACAGGGGGCCUUGUAGUACGUAGUAGUAACAGUAACGGUUCGUUAAGAGAUGCUAUAUGCGGUGCCAAACCUAGGCUGUCGUUCUUGAAAAAGUAUGGCAAUCCUAAAGGACAUAAACCGUUAAACUGUAGUCAAAUUGCACUGUAUGGUAAACAGAUUUUAGAAGCUUUAAAAUUUUUAAAAGAUAAGGGGUUGUUUUAUGGGCAUCUGCAUAGCGGUAACGUAAUUAUAGAAAACGAUAGGGUAAGAUUAUUAGAUAUUGAGAAUGGAAUCCUCGGGGUACCUUCUUUUUAUCGGCCAUACUUCAUGCAACACAAACGGAUCGGCAAUAUGGAGGCGAUCGACAUAUAUUGUUUUGGUCAUACAUUGUAUGAGAUGACCUUCGGUGCUCCCCUUCAAGAAAGUACAGUCGACAGUUUCCCUUCUGAGUGCUCACCACUAUUACGAUCAGUAUUAGAGUCAAUUUUAUCAUCGGAAAGUUGUAAAAAUGGUUUACCAACUGUCGAUAAUUUACUGCAACAUUCGUUUUUCGCACCAGUUGCUCUUCAAUUAUCUCCAAAUGAUAAAAUGCAACUCAAAAUACCAACGUCCGUUAAAGAGCAAUUAAAAUUAGCUCAAGGAUUAUUGGAAGAUCGAUUGAAGGAGGAGCAAAAGUUGGUACGCAGUCAGAAGCGACUUGUUAGGGUGCAGGAGAUGAUGAGCUCUGAGGAGGAAAAGAAAAAGCAGCGGCACAAAAAGAAACAAGAACAAAAAUUGGCAAAAGAACAGCUUCUAAAAGAAAAAAGUGAACAUAAGGAGGUCACAAAUGGGGAGGCGGGAGAUAGUGCUACAAGCACUAGUACCACCGCAUCGAUUGGUACUAGCACACCUCCUUCAAUGUCAGGAUCGUCGGCUGCUCCAUGUCCGCCACCUCCGCCACCGCCACCUGCACCUUUAUUAACAAAUGGCGAUUCGACGCCAAAGGAGGAUAAAAAUCGAAAUGCCCUUUUAGGUGCAAUCUGUAAUUUUAACAAAUCGAAUUUACGGAAAACCACCAGCCAUAAUACUUAGUUGGCUUUAAUUUUUGUACAUACUAAUUAAAUGACUUCCUUUCUUUGUAAAGUUUCACUCAAAUUAGUGUGUACAUUUUUCGUACCAAAUUGUUAUAGCGAACCCAUUUUUAUAAGUAACAAGUUGACCAAUGCAAUAUAGCAUUUAUAUACUGCAUAAUCCGAUAUUGUAUUGCGUAUUGUGAUAGUAUCUGUAUGUAACAGAAUUGCUGUAGAAGUUAGGUCCACUAGUAAUAACAUACCAAACUUAAAACUAAUUUCAUUUUUGAAUUCUUUAGACUCGUAUAAUAUAAGUAUACUUUUACAAUAUUUAAUCUGCAUUCAACUUAUUUAGGUAUUGACGGGAUGUAAGGUUUUGGGACAUAUCAGAAAACCGUUCUAUCAUUCAUCUCAAAAUUUUUAUCAUUAGAGUUUUCUUCAGCCAACUUGCACAAAA
Photinus pyralis (common eastern firefly) is the source of this 2340-nucleotide messenger RNA. RefSeq names its product PX domain-containing protein kinase-like protein. Gene Ontology annotation, molecular function: ATP binding; phosphatidylinositol binding; actin binding. Bases 199 to 1905 code for a protein of 568 amino acids. Gene Ontology annotation, biological process: protein phosphorylation; early endosome to late endosome transport; protein targeting to lysosome. The transcript is spliced from 9 exons. NCBI's taxonomy places the organism in Eukaryota, Metazoa, Arthropoda, Insecta, Coleoptera, Lampyridae. The record is from RefSeq and is a predicted model, not a curated record. Gene Ontology annotation, cellular component: extrinsic component of endosome membrane; early endosome; late endosome.